Molecule: messenger RNA, 1182 nt
Organism: Mucor mucedo
Lineage: Eukaryota; Fungi; Mucoromycota; Mucoromycetes; Mucorales; Mucoraceae
Exons: 3
Coding region: 1-1182 (393 amino acids)
Source: RefSeq, a predicted model, not a curated record
AUGUCAACCACUCUUCUUCUUCGGAGUCCGAGUUCUCUGGUGGUUCUUCUGGUUCUCAUUCUGAUGUCGUUCACCGAGGAGGUGAUUAUUCCGAUCGUAUGGACGUUGAUGUUGAGGGUACGCCCGAAAACACUCGUACUGAUCAAGGAUGCAGCCACGAUCGCUAUUCUUUCUAAGACUGGAACUGAAUUGAUGACCAAACUUGCUACUAAUCCUUUGGAGUACAAGGUACAUUUGGACGCCAACUCGACUGCUUUGGAGUAUUUACACAAGAGAACUGCGAAUGAUUGUGCCUCGUUGAUUUCUUUGAGAAACGAAGAAACCAAUUUACUCGAGGUAACCUCCCGUACUGACAAGCUAACAAUCAAGAAGUCAAGAAAGGAACUGGAUCAUACUGCGAUCAACCCCAAGGACCUCCCUCCUUUUAACGUUCGACUCACCAAGGCUCGUAAGGCUGCUCAUAUCGAGAAUGGCAAUGAAGACUACUUGUUGGAAACGUUCGUUAUUUCUUUCGAGAGAGUAUACAAGAAUGCGAAUGUCGAUGUACAGAAGCACAGUGCCAACAAGAAGCCUACAGAGACUAAGGCUGUCAAGAUUUUACAAGAACGAUUUGUGAUCUACUCCGAUAAGGGUAUUCAAAAAGACAAUGAAGAACUUUUCGAAAAUGGUGCGAUCAAGGACGGUGAAAAUCUGGCUGCCUAUAUGUUCAGCUUCGGUAUCUUGGAGAUUACCUGUAACGUUUUAACCAAGAACAACUACCUGUACACGGCUUGUUUCAUCUGGAACCUCAAGAAAGAAAAACUUAAGACUAAGGUGAUUAACGCUAUGUCCGAGUACGUGAACCUGUCCAACAAGGAUACAAGCAUCCAUGCCCCGUGUAAUGAUGAAGCUUUCUGCGACUUCUACUCUGACUUUGAAAACGAAAGACAAGCUAUCACAAGGAAAAUAGCCCUAUUGGAACAAUGCUUGGAAGACGAAAGAAAAAAAGGUAACGCUAGUUCUUCGUCUGGUUUGUCCUCUGAGAAGUCAAAGAAAAGAAAAGCUGUCAAUGGUGCUAGUGUCACCCCCACUUGGUCAAGCCCUUCUUCUUCUGCCGCUGCUGCUGCUGCUACCCCUGCAUCUUCUUCGAGUGGUCCUCCAAGGGAAAUCAACUUUGACUUGGUCCGCCUUGAUUUGGUGUAA